GUUUUCUUGGCUUGCAGUAAAAAAUAUGUCCCGACCGGUCUAGGAGCUGCAGGUGUCGUGGUCUCCAUUUGUAGUUGCAAAAGUAGUCACACCUGGUUGCAUUUGCGCCGGCGUAAAGUUGAUAUUUACACGAUGCAAGACUUCUCAACAUGUGAACUAGUUCUAGUGCACCUGCAGCUGAUGCACAUCAGCUUUAUUUCAUGAACAGACCUUAUCCUUAAUACGAGCGCGGCAAGAGCUUCUGACUGUACAAAAACGUCUUCCCCAUGCCGGAGAUGACGUUUAAAACUCCUGCGGCAGGAGCCGCGCAUCGAAGCUCCCCGGUCUUCGUGAAGAAUGGGUCGAUCGAACAAAAUCAACCGGGGAACGACAAGGAGCACGCGACGGAAUCUUCUGAGCCCGCGGCAAGAACAUCAACAAUGGAAAAAAAGGAGCAAGAAGAACCCUCUUCGACGUCCUCGACCUUUUUCGGCUCGAUCAUCAAACAGGUUGAGUUUCUCGUGGUGUCUCCCUUGAAGGAAAAGCUGGUCUCGCCGUUGAAGGAUAAGGUGCUGCAAACGGCGACUGCGGUGCGAGGACAGCGAGAUGAAGAAAAUCAUCUUCAGGGCGGUGGUCAACACGAAGCCGGUAGCACAGGUGUACAAAAUGAACCGGCGGAUCAAACAGCGAAAUGUGCUGCAUCUGGUGGUGCAACAAGGAGCCAUUCGACGACUAGUAUUGCAUCGGCCGCUUCCACUGCAACAACUCCUGGUGGUAGCUCAAGUACUACUAUGAAAUGCAAAUAUGUCUGGCGCCUGGAAGGUGGAUGCGAGGUUUGUCAUGCACAUUUUGCAUGGCUCCUGAUGUCUGUGAUGCAUGCCCUAGCAUCACAGAUUUUGUGAGGGCUUCCUGAUGCCUAUAUCGCAUGAGAAAUGCCCUCCCUCCCUGGCAAAAACUGGGCCUCUUUUGCUAUUGCUGUUCAUGCAAUACAGAUUUUUGGAGAAUUAUCCAGCCACAGCAUCACAAGUUGCAUGUGAACCAGCACACGAAGGGCACCCUGGGACGCGAAGAGCACCUAGAACAGACGAAAGCACACAGACCAGAGAAAAAGGCAGAGCGAACGGAGAAAAAAAAGGACGGGACACUGCAGAGACGUAUGUGCUCCGCGUGACAUACAACUCAAAUGUAUGCGCGCCUGGCGUCUAGCGCGCGCGCGCGCGUUCGGGGGAGGAUUUACUGAUACUAGGCAGAACGCAACCGCCAUGCGGAAAGGAUAGAGGACCCGAGACGUCGUGCGCGGGGCAACUUAGCCCGGAAAGGAUUUUUGCAAGAUUCUUGAAAAGACCGAACGUUUUGGCACGUCUGCCAUUGCUUGCAAUGAGCUUCGCGCCUGGUGACUAUUUUACUGCUUGCAGCGCGUCGCAAUGCAGAUUACCAAGCGACCGCUGAGUGUGCAUAUUCGUCGCGAGGCCCAGCACGGCCGCGGCUAGACGACACGAUCUGGCGGGACUACUAGCGGGCAACAAUAUAAAACGACGGCGCCGAGGCAUUGUAGGUUCCGUCCCGCACGGGGGCCCCAGGAAGUCCCGGGGGCCCCUUUGCGUCCGGUAGAACCAGUUUUGCAAGGGUCCGGUGGGAAAACAGCGGACCAGUAGGCGGGCAACAUAAGUAUGUGCUGCAUACGUCUAGGCAGGGUUUCUUCUAGGACAAUUAGGGGCAGGCCCCUUCGUGUCCUGACAUACAAAUAUAAUCUGGGGGUCUUAGGAAUACUGGUUCACAAUGCUUCCAGACCCAGACAUAUUUGCAAUGCAUAACUCCUGGUGCAACAACUCCUGGUGGUAGCUCAAGUACAACCACAUGAGUAUAGUUUGGCAUGAUAUGGCGGUGAUGUUGGCGACCUUUCGCCAUGAAGUCUGUCACGCAAGGCGUGCGUCAUGUGUCGGCAUAUGAAUCUGCGCGACAACCCCCAGAAAGGUCCGCGCAACUCUCCACCAUACCGCCACCUUAGAACUGUCUAGGCUCGCUGCGUUUCUAGUCAUUGCGCUGCAGCUUUUGAGCCAUCUCGCCAAGUUCUCUCCAUGAAGCAGAAAAGCUGUGGCUUCCGGGAUGAGGAAAAUUGGCAAAAAUCAAGCACCAAAGUGCCCAAAUUUUGCAGUCAGCCAAAAAACCGUUAACACUUUUCAGAAUGGGCGGUAUGAUCGCCCCAGCCUGCCAAAAGCAGGCUUUUUUGUAUGAAAAUGCCAAAAAAUGACCGUUAACACUUUUUAGACAGCACGCUAUGGUCGAUUUACCCUCCCCAGAGCCCGUGCUUCUUGGCCUGCAGGGUUUUGGAGAGGGUAAGUCGAUCAUAGCAUGCUGUCUAAAAAGUGUUAACGGUUUUUCUGGGUGACCGCGAGAUUUGGCCUCAAAUUGAUGGCAAGUCAUGGAUUUUUUCGGCGGAAUUCCCUAUGACCCAAAAAAACCGUUAACACUUUUUAGACAGCGCGCUAUGAUCGAUUCUGCCUGCCAAAAGAAGGCCCAUCCUCGGUGUCGAUGGCGGCGGCGAGGAUGGUGGCUCCUCGAGAUCAUCUCUCAACCAGGUGGCUUGCAGUAGCUGCCGCCCACGAAGCGUCCCCACACAGCUGAAAAGCAGGCUCCGCCAGCACCGAGCUGGUGCGGAAGCGCUGCGACAGGGUCCAGGAGCCCACGUGGCGCGGAAGGUUCGUCAUGGGGCGGCCCCGGUAGGCGAAGUUCCGCGCCGUCAGGCCUUGUGCACUAGCUAACUCAAACAAAGUUAGCUACUUCAGAGUCCCACAAUAGUGAAAAGAGUGAGCGGGGCCCUUUACGCAUUCACGUGAUGCCGGCAGUGAACCCACAAAAAAUUUUUAAUGCAAAAAAUGCCAAACCGUAACGUUAACACUUUUUUGUUCGAUAAUUGCAUCGGCCGCUUCCACUGCAACAACUCCUGGUGGUAGCUCAAGUACAACUAUGAAAUGCAAAUAUGUCUGGCGCCUGGAAGGUGGAUGCGAGGUUUGUCAUGCACAUUUUGCAUGACUCCUGAUGUCUGUGAUGCAUGCCCUAGCAUCACAGAUUUUGUGAGGGCUUCCUGAUGCCUAUAUCGCAUGAGAAAUGCCCUCCCUCCCUGGCAAAAACUGGGCCUCUUUUGCUAUUGCUGUUCAUGCAAUACAGAUUUUUGGAGAAUUAUCCAGCCACAGCAUCACAAGUUGCAUGUGAACCAGCACACGAAGGGCACCCUGGGACGCGAAGAGCACCUAGAACAGACGAAAGCACACAGACCAGAGAAAAAGGCAGAGCGAACGGAGAAAAAAAAGGACGGGACACUGCAGAGACGUAUGUGCUCCGCGUGACAUACAACUCAAAUGUAUGCGCGCCUGGCGUCUAGCGCGCGCGCGCGCGUUCGGGGGAGGAUUUACUGAUACUAGGCAGAACGCAACCGCCAUGCGGAAAGGAUAGAGGACCCGAGACGUCGUGCGCGGGGCAACUUAGCCCGGAAAGGAUUUUUGCAAGAUUCUUGAAAAGACCGAACGUUUUGGCACGUCUGCCAUUGCUUGCAAUGAGCUUCGCGCCUGGUGACUAUUUUACUGCUUGCAGCGCGUCGCAAUGCAGAUUACCAAGCGACCGCUGAGUGUGCAUAUUCGUCGCGAGGCCCAGCACGGCCGCGGCUAGACGACACGAUCUGGCGGGACUACUAGCGGGCAACAAUAUAAAACGACGGCGCCGAGGCAUUGUAGGUUCCGUCCCGCACGGGGGCCCCAGGAAGUCCCGGGGGCCCCUUUGCGUCCGGUAGAACCAGUUUUGCAAGGGUCCGGUGGGAAAACAGCGGACCAGUAGGCGGGCAACAUAAGUAUGUGCUGCAUACGUCUAGGCAGGGUUUCUUCUAGGACAAUUAGGGGCAGGCCCCUUCGUGUCCUGACAUACAAAUAUAAUCUGGGGGUCUUAGGAAUACUGGUUCACAUGCUUCCAGACCCAGACAUAUUUGCAAUGCAUAACUCCUGGUGCAACAACUCCUGGUGGUAGCUCAAGUACAACUAUAUCUGGAACAACGAGUAUGACUCCGCGAACGUACCCAAACGUAAUCGUACCCAAAAAAAAUUUUUUUAGUAUAAAAACCCAAACUAUUUAGUGCAGAAACUAGCUAUUUUGUUAAGGUAGUUAUUUAAGGUAUAUGUAGUUAAUGCAGCUAUAAUAAGCAUCCACCGCCGGAGAGUACGACCCAGUUGGUUCACGGCUUCGCCUCGUAUCGGGGCCGGGGGCACUGGUCAAACCGUAGCAAUUUCUCAGCGUUUCCCGUGGGCGGGGCCGUGGGUAAUCAAAAAGCCGGAGGGCAUGGAAGUGCUUCGCAGCCCCCUCUAGCGCAUACAGGCCCUUGGGCCCCCGCUGCCCCUUCUUGUGCGUACUCUGAUUUCCUGCAGGAGCACUGCCACAGGAUAAUCCCAUUGCGCAUCCGCUUAUCAUCUGGCAGCAUGCGGCCUUUCUUGGCCGGAGGGGGAUCGCCUACCCCCCUCGCGACCCCCCUGUGGCGGCGAGUGGAAAAUUGGCCAUAGCGUCGGGAUUGCGUUGAAAAUCAAAGCGACCGCGACUCCCUUUGGAAGGGGAUCGCGGCAGGGCAUCCCCGCACCCCCUGAUGUGUGCAUAGGCGGCACCCCUUUGGCCGUUAAAGGAAAAGGAUGGUCGCGCGGCUGGCUGGCCGGAGGCGUAGAUGUUUGCGCUGGGUCCUCUUCACGCGCUGGAAAAGCCACCAGCACUGGCUUCGCGCUGCACAGGUCUUCUCUCAUGGUUCGAACAAAGCCCGGGCAGGCGACGACGGUCGCCGAAAAAGGCCAGGCGAGUGAGCUGCGGCCAGACGUUGUGUCCCGAGGGGAAGCCGUAGAGCGACUGGGCCGUACUCUCCGGCGGUGGAUGCUUCAACUAGAUAGAGCUUAAAUAGCUACAUUAAUUCUCUAUCUAAAAUAAUAAGUAGCUAGUUUAUUAGUAUACCAUAGGGGUAGUUAUUCCUUUUUGAAAAAUUUUUGGGUGCGAUUACGUUUGGGUACGUUCGCGGAGUCACAACUCCUGGUGGUAGCUCAAGUACAACUAUAUCUGGAACAACGAGUAGAUCCUCGUCUUCUUCCUCCUCCGCAGGACCCUCCUCGUCGACUGCUGUAUCAAGGAGCAACAGCAAGACAAGUUGCGGCUCUUUGAGAAAAUCACCGACCAGCUUGACGGAAGACAUCUACUCGCUGUUUGCAGGCGGGGGUAGUACUAGCAAAAGCGCCGACUCGUCGUCCAAAAGCGCCAAAACCACGACGGAU
Molecule: messenger RNA, 5270 nt
Organism: Amoebophrya sp. A120
Lineage: Eukaryota; Dinophyceae; Syndiniales; Amoebophryaceae
Source: the annotation of a GenBank genome assembly